GAAUGGGCCCUCUCGUCGGCGUGUGCGCAGGGCCAUCUCAAGAUUGCGAAAUGGGUACAUGCCACAUUUCCGCACUUGCGCUUCCAGCCUUCCACCACGAGUAUGGCCGCUCGCAACGGCAGUCUCGAAAUUCUCCAAUGGCUUCACAGUCUGCCCGACGUGGAGUGGUCCACCGAUGUCAUGGAUGCAGCGGCUGAGAAUGGCCAUCUCGCCUUGGUGAAAUGGCUCCAUGAGAACCGCACAGAAGGCUGCACAGCGAACGCGAUGGACUACGCUGCUCGCAAUGGCCACCUGCAGGUUCUGCGCUGGCUGCACUCGAAUCCCAAACAAACCGAGAACUGCACUACUGCAGCGAGGCUGUUCGCUAUAGAACACAGACAAACUCACAUCCUCAGCUGGUUGGAGAAA
Messenger RNA from Phytophthora sojae, 408 nucleotides. RefSeq lists its product as hypothetical. The annotation marks the transcript as partial. NCBI's taxonomy places the organism in Eukaryota, Oomycota, Peronosporomycetes, Peronosporales, Peronosporaceae. Gene Ontology annotation, molecular function: protein binding. The transcript has 2 exons. The record is from RefSeq and is a predicted model, not a curated record.